AUGAAUGAGUUAUGCUCACCAUGGCCAUCACUGGCAGCAACUCUUGCUUUCUUGGUCGCAAUUAUCUUAUCAUCAACCACCACAUUUUGGCUCUUGCUCGUCAAGAGAGCGAGACAGGUCCGGAAGCCAGGCCAGCAGUUACUGCCUGAGCCUUGGGGUCUGCCGAUCGUCGGGUACCUCCCCUUCCUAGGCUCGAACCUCCACCAAGUUUUCAUGGAGUUGGCCCGAAUCUACGGCCCGAUAUAUAAGAUAACCCUCGGGACCAGACUCUAUGUCAUCAUAAACUCACCAUCUCUAGUCAAAGAAGUGGUUCGUGACCACGACAUAGUGUUCGCCAACCGGAACCCUAACAUUGCCGCACUGGCCUUCUCAUAUGGCGGGAACGAUAUAGCCUUCUCCCCGUACGGGCCCAAGUGGAGGAAGCUACGGAGACUAUUUGUCCGAGAGAUGCAGAGUAGUGCCAACCUUGAUGCAUUUUACGAUCUCCGGAGGAAUGAAGUCUGGAAGAGCAUCGAGGAUGUCUGUGGAAAGUCUGGCACGCCCAUCGAUGUUGGGGAGCUGGCAUUCGUGACGGUUGUGAACAUGAUAUCGGGAAUGUUCUGGGGCAGGACCCUAAAGGGAGGGCGGGCAGUCAGGCUCGGUGGAGAGUUUCGAUCGGCUGCAUUCAGGCUAACCAAGGUCCUAGGGAGACCGAACGUGUCGGACUUCUUUCCUUUCCUAGCGAGUUUCGACCUGCAAGGGGUGGAGAGGGACAUGAAGGAGGUCACCUCUUGGCUGGGACGGAUCUUUGACUUCGUUAUCACUCGGUGCGAGGAGGUAAAUAAUGAAGGGAAAGAAAAGAACACGUGCGAUGAUCGGACAAAAAGGGAUUUCUUGCAAUUCCUUAUGGAGUACGAGGACGAGGAUGAGGAGAACUGUGGGAGAUCCAUCUCUAAGGAUCAAAUUAAGGCUCUUCUCAUGGACAUUGUGGUGGGUGGCACCGACACGACCUCGACAACAGUGGAAUGGACAAUGACAGAGAUUCUGCUCAACCCGCAGGUCCUCCGACGGAUCCACGAGGAACUGAACGAUGUCGUAGGCAGCACCAACACCGUCGAGGAGAGCCACAUCAGCCGUCUCCCUUACCUCCAUGCGGUCGUGAAAGAAACCAUGAGACUGCACCCGGUUGCCCCGCUGCUACUGCCCCGGAGCCCGACCCAGUCCUGCACCGUGGGCGGGUUCACUGUCCCGCAGGGCUGCAAGGUCUUCCUGAACGCCUGGGCAGUGCACCGCGACCCGCAGUACUGGGACGACCCGUCAGAGUUCCGGCCAGAAAGGUUCCUGACUGAGGGGAAAUAUGGGAAACUGAGCUACUCCGGGGACGCUAUGUAUUACCUGCCAUUUGGGUCCGGCCGAAGGAUAUGCGCUGGGCUGCAGCUAGGGGAGCGGAUGCUGAUGUACGUGCUUGCGACGCUCCUGCACGUGUUCGACUGGGAAGUGCCGGAGGGCGUGGAGCUAGACUCGAGAGAGAAGUUUGGGGUUGUGUUGGAGAAGGCCACUCCGCUCGUAGCUAUUCCGACUCCAAGGUCACCAGCUAGAAGAAUCCCAUAAUCCAAUGCAGUUUUAAUAAUAAUAAUAAAAAAGAGGCUCGUUUAGAUUGUUUAGUUGAAAUGGUUCGCUACUUAUUUCAAGUGAGGUUUUUAGUUCGAGUCUUGUACCCUUAGUGAGUCGACAUGAUUUGAACUUAAUUAAUCAGGAGUGAUUAGAUUUCUGAAUAUCAUAAUGCAUGGCGAAAAAAUUUGAGUGUUGAAUAUAAUAAAGUGUUUAAUGAAAUAAGCAAAUCUUUGGCGAAAGAAAGCAUCUUA
Punica granatum (pomegranate) is the source of this 1844-nucleotide messenger RNA. NCBI's taxonomy places the organism in Eukaryota, Viridiplantae, Streptophyta, Magnoliopsida, Myrtales, Lythraceae. The record is from RefSeq and is a predicted model, not a curated record.